AUGAAUAUGUUAAAUUGUUUAGCCAGGAUUUCCUUAUUUACCCUCUUCAUCUACAACUCAUAUAACUUCUCAAUGAACGAAAAUGGUUUAGGAAAAGUAUUAGAUGCAAGACACAUUAGAUCCCUCUCAGAAAUGAAUGCAAAUUCCAUGAGAGCUGAUUAUACUUCUAAUCAUCAACAAAAUCAAUAUGUAAGUGGAGAUAGCUUAAAUGAACAAAGAGAUGCAAGUAGAGAAAGUUAUACUGCACAAAGUGGUGCUUGGAGUAAUACAUAUCAACAAAAUGGUUCUGAAUCACCAAUGUACGAAAGAGUAUAUAGAAAUACUGAAGCCCCCGAUUAUUAUAAUAACAACGUUAGAUACUUAGCACAAGGAGAUAACUUCAAUAAAGAAUUAUUUGAAAAAUUAAAGACUAAUGCUGUAUUUAUCAUCCCAGCUUUACUUUUUGGAUUCUAUGUUUUAAGAAAUACUGGAAUGCAAACUUUACUAAUGAUGGGUGCUAUUGGUGGUAUUUUAAUGUAUACUCACCAUUACGUUAAAUAA
Plasmodium gonderi is the source of this 540-nucleotide messenger RNA. RefSeq lists its product as hypothetical. The record is from RefSeq and is a predicted model, not a curated record. The transcript has 2 exons. Bases 1 to 540 code for a protein of 179 amino acids. Lineage: Eukaryota; Apicomplexa; Aconoidasida; Haemosporida; Plasmodiidae.